CCCUCUUUCGUGCUCAUCGAGGGUUGUCCAUUAUUGCUCCAUGAGAAGAGCUGACGAGAAAACCCUAAUUGAAGGCCAUCUUCAGCUCUUCUUCGAGACCUCCUGCUCUCUCUGAGCCCUAAAUUCCAUCUGAAAGCUCCUUAUUUCGGUUGGUUCAGUGGUAGAAGGCUCCGAUUGCGGUUGUAGAUGCUUGAUUAGAAGCCGGUUGGAAGCUGAGGCGUUUGAAGUUCCGCUUUGGGUUUUCGGUUUGGAACCCUAGAGUCGCAGCUCGGAUGUGCUUUUUAUUUUGCUUGUUUUUUUCUUCGGAUUAGAAAAGAGGGAUUGGUUUGGUGGUUUUUUUAGGUAAGUUUGAUUUGAUUUGGUUUGAUUUGUGUGCGGAGAUGAGUAGUAAGAAAGAGGAGGAGAGGAAUGAGAAGAUCAUCAGGGGGCUCAUGAAGCUUCCUCCUAAUCGGAAAUGCAUCAACUGCAACAGCUUGGGUCCACAGUACGUUUGUACGAAUUUCUGGACAUUCGUUUGCAUAGCUUGCAGCGGGAUACAUCGUGAGUUUACUCACCGAGUAAAGUCAGUAUCCAUGGCAAAAUUUACCAAACAAGAAGUUGAAGCUCUCCAAAAUGGGGGCAACCAGCGAGCAAGAGAAAUAUUUUUGAAGGAUUGGGACAUGCAACAAUUGAGGUUGCCUGAUAGCAGCAAACCUGACAGGAUCAGGGAAUUCAUUAGAAGUGUUUAUGUAGAAAAGAAAUAUGCUGGUGGGCGAUCUUCUGACAAGCCACCUAGGGACACACAGAGCCUUAAGAGUCAUGAAGAUCAUAGGCGGGCCAGUUCUUAUCAUUCAUACUCACAAAGCCCACCCUAUGAUCAUCAAUAUGAGGACAGACGUUAUGGAAAGCAGUCUGGUAUGCUUACUAGAAAGCCAGGUUCAGACAGAGGACAUUAUGAAGGGAAGUUAUCCAGUUUUAUGUAUAGCCCUGGGAGUCUGCGUGAACAAAUGUAUGAAGACAAGUUUGCCAAUGAGAGUUCUGGUUCAAGGAUGUCAGACUACUCAGCCUCCACCACAGGUGAUCCAUUUAGAUCUGAAAGCCAGUCACCGAAUUUUCAGGAGAGUAUAUACAGCAAGCCCCCUUUACAGCAGGCAAGAGAUAUUUUUGUUGAAGAUUCUCAACUUCAGUCACUGAAUAGACAUAAAACAAAUGUGAAGGCUGAUUUAGAUGGAAUUCCACGUCCAAAGAGAAGUGCAUCUUCGGGCAGCUUUGGAUCUUUUGAUAGCACGUCAUUGAAAUCAUUUAAUUCGGGAAGCUUAGUAGAUGUUGUCGUUGAGCCUGAUAACUCCGGCAAAACUCAGCAACUGGAGACUUUUUCAGUUUCCUCUAUAUCUCAGCCACCUCCUGUGCUUACUCCAGAGCUGGACCUCUUUAAUCUACCUCUGAUGCAAGUUGCUUCUCCAGCUCCAUCUAUAGACUUGUUUCAUGAUGUCAAUCACAAUAGUGCACCUGCAGUUCCUGAGCAAAAACCAAUGGUUCUUCCAUCACCAGAAAGUGGAGGAUGGGCUACAUUUGAUUUACCUCACAGUGUCAGGCCUACUUCGGAAGCUAAUUCAGGAAUCUCGACUACAGUGGAGCCUGUUGCUGGAGGGCCUAAGGGGAGCAUAGAUGUAUUUUCAUCCAUGCCUGACCAAUGGUUUUCAGCUCAGAGCUCUGUGCCUCUUACAUUUUUUCCUUUAAUUGGUGAUCAGUGGGAUACAGACCUUGGUAAAGUCAAAAGAUCUUCUGACCCUAAAAAUUCUCAGUCAUGGAAUGCUUUUGAUGGUUCUAAUGGUAACACUCAUAGCUUGUUUGACCUUCUGCCAAAGGGUAAUGAACUGCAGGUUCCAAUGCAUCAGCCUCCCUCUGAUGUUCCACUUGGAAUGUCAAAAGUUCCAAAGGAUUCUAUCGACGGGUUUCAAAUAUCACCUGCCAAUGAUAGAGCCCCUGAUCUUAAUUUACCAUUCAAUGGUGUCCCAGGCCCAUCUUGUCCUCCAUCAGUUCUACAAGAGACGGUUAUGGCCACUCAUCAUCGGAAAUCAACAAAUCCUUUUGAUAUUCCAGAUGAUCUAGAAGUACAACCUAACAAUAUGUUUCUGGACAUGAGCUCGUUACAAGCUACAUUGCCAAAUCCACAGUUGCCCCCUCCUUUUCUCGAGGCAUUGUCUGAACCAUUCUUCAAUCAGAACUCUGUCAAUGUGCAUGUUUCCUCCCUUCCCCUAGAAGGAUUGCCGUACAUAGGAGGGCAGGUUCCAGGUUCCCAGUUGCCUAACGUGGCUUCGCAAGGGUCAGUUGCAUCUAUUGGUGGCAAUCCUUUUGCAUAGAGAACUAGCACCAAAAAUGUCUUGAGUCAUGGCUUAAACUGUUGCACAGAUGACAGUUCAACCAUCAGUCAGCAACAUAAUUUAAAUCUACAUUCCUGUCCGCCUGUCUCUUCAUGAAGCCUAAACCAGAAUUUCACAUGUAUGGCGCCUACAGCUUUCAAAUUGGUUUGUUGUGCCGGCUGUACUCCAUCCUUCGCUGCUGAUGAAUAAUCAAGAUUAUGUAGAUCACGACAUUUCUGGCUGUGAUGGUGCCACCAUAUCAGUCAUACGUAAAGUCACACCAAUUCUAUGCCAGAAAUACAACUAAGAUUAUAUGUAUUUCAUCGGGAUAGCUUUCAGUUUGGUUAGUUUCUUUUUAAAUGUUAGGAAUCUUUGCUAAAAUGUUGUAAAUUGAUGGUUAAAAUCCGCUGCCUCUUGCUUGAUGUGUGGCACUAUUGUCUUCUUUUCUAUAUGGAACUAUCAUUACUUUUGUGCU
Dioscorea cayenensis subsp. rotundata (Guinea yam) is the source of this 2817-nucleotide messenger RNA. RefSeq names its product probable ADP-ribosylation factor GTPase-activating protein AGD14. The transcript is spliced from 13 exons. NCBI's taxonomy places the organism in Eukaryota, Viridiplantae, Streptophyta, Magnoliopsida, Dioscoreales, Dioscoreaceae. Bases 381 to 2342 code for a protein of 653 amino acids. The record is from RefSeq and is a predicted model, not a curated record. Gene Ontology annotation, molecular function: GTPase activator activity.